AUGUACGCUCCCCACUCUGUGGCGGGCAGUGUAGUUGUGACGCAGUGGGGAUCAGCGGUCGCACACUUGUCGGCAGGUUCUCCGCUGGGCGCGGGCUCACCGGCCGAGUUCUACCUGCCGCACGCGGCGCCCGCCUUCCCCGUGGUGCCGCCGCCCCCGCACGCCGGCCCCGGCGCGCCGCCCGCCUUCCUGCCGCCCCCGGUGUCGCUGCUGGGCUACCCGCCGCCGCUGCCGCCCCCGGCGGACCUGCUCGCCGUCACGGCGGGCGCAGCCUCCUGCUCGCCGCCCCUGCUGCCAGUGGGCGCCGGCGUCGUGGCGGCCGGCGUCCCCGCGGCGUCGACGGCCGACGACCUCAAGCUGACGACGUCGUCGUCGGCGAGCAGGGCUUCGGCGUCCCCCAGCGGUCGCAGCGACGACAGCGACUCCGACGACAGAGCGAGCGCCGGCACCGCCGCCGACGAGAAGCCGGUGCGUUCGGCGUUCCAGCAGGUGCGGCCCGCCGCCGCCUCCGCCACUGCCUCCGCCGCCCCCGCCAAGGACAAGGAGGGCGCCGCCACGACGGUGCUGGCCGCAGCCUGUUCCACGGGGGCCGUCCGGCCUUCGCAGACUUCCAAGCCCGUGUGGAGGCCGUAUUAG
This is a messenger RNA of Schistocerca americana (American grasshopper), 636 nucleotides long. RefSeq names its product translation initiation factor IF-2-like. The coding region runs from base 1 to 636 and encodes 211 amino acids. Lineage: Eukaryota; Metazoa; Arthropoda; Insecta; Orthoptera; Acrididae. The transcript has a single exon. The record is from RefSeq and is a predicted model, not a curated record.